Molecule: messenger RNA, 1584 nt
Organism: Ramularia collo-cygni
Lineage: Eukaryota; Fungi; Ascomycota; Dothideomycetes; Mycosphaerellales; Mycosphaerellaceae
Product: related to prenylcysteine lyase
Exons: 1
Coding region: 1-1584 (527 amino acids)
Biological process (GO): prenylcysteine catabolic process; prenylated protein catabolic process
Molecular function (GO): prenylcysteine oxidase activity
Source: RefSeq, a predicted model, not a curated record
AUGAAGACCUUUCUUAUUACAUGUGCGGCGGCUCUGGCCUCAGCGUUCUCAGAGCAGCAAACAGUAUUGCAAGACUCCCAUUCGCAUGAGAAGCAGCCCGUAAACAUCGCCAUCAUUGGCGCCGGUGCUGCUGGAUCAUCUACCGCAUACCACCUCUCUAAAUUCGCAAACUCGUCUCGCCCCGUCAAGAUCACCAUUUUUGAGCGGAAUGACUUCAUUGGUGGACGCUCAACCACCGUCUCAGCAUACAACUCAUCCUCCCUUCCCGUCGAGCUAGGCGCUAGCAUCUUCGUCCAGAUCAACAAGAUUCUCGCGACUGCAGUUGAAGAAUUCAACCUCUCUACUUCAACUAUCAGCGAGUCCCGCCGCACAAAAACGAUCCCUGGUCCUUCCCUCGCGAUCUGGGAUGGCCAGGACAUCCUCCUUACUCAGAAUGGCGGCUACUGGGACUAUGCUCGGCUGUGGUGGCGCUAUGGAACAGCACCGCUCAAGACUGUAAACCUCAUGAAGAAAACUGUUGCGAAGUUCUUGCAGAUGUACGAGGAGCCGUUUUUCCCCUUCGCACAAGGGCUUAGUGAGACGGCGCAAGCAGUGGGCUUGACUGCCGUGACAGCCGCGACGGGGGAGCAGUACAUUCGUGAGAAUGGGAUUCAAGGUUCAUUUGCAAGAGAGGUGGUACAGGCUGCGACGAGAGUUAACUACGCACAAAACUUGGGUGCGAUUCAUGCCUUGKAGGCUAUGGUGUCCAUGGCUGCGGAAGGGGCGAUGGCUGUCGAGGGAGGCAAUUGGAGGAUCUUUGAUGAGAUGAUCAAAGCUUCCGGAGCUGAUAUCAGGUUGGGCACGACCGUGAGUGCGGUGAAGAUGGAGAAGAACGGCACAUUCCUGCUGAGCUACAGCGACGACAAGGAGCAGCAGCCCUUUGAUGCCGUUGUUGUGGCAACUCCGUGGCAGUACGCUGGUAUUGAUGUCUCGACUCUGAAAUUGGAUCGUGAGCCAGAUUCAGUGCCCUACGUUGAGCUGCAUGUCACGCUCUUCACUUCGCCACAUCUCCUGUCUCCGGCUUUCUUCAACCUACCUCCAGGCAAAUAUGCUCCACAAGUCAUCCUCACGACUCUUCCUGAGGGUGAACCUCCACAGCGAGGUGCUGCAGGGGUUGGCAGUCCAGGGUUUUUCAGCAUCUCUCUGCUGCGUCCUAUCGUAAACCCCAAGACAGGCGCGGAGGAGUAUUUGUACAAGAUCUUCUCGUCUGAGCCUGUCAAUUCGACUUUCUUGGAAAAGCUAUUGGGAGUACAUGAUCGAUCAGACAACUAUCUGGAAAGCGCUCGGAGCAAAGAUGUAACCUGGAUUUAUCGCAAAGUGUGGAACUCAUACCCCUACGAGUAUCCAAGAGUCACAUUCGAAGAUGCCGAGCUAGCUCCAAAUCUGUGGUAUACUGGCGGCAUGGACCAGUUCAUCUCGACCAUGGAGACGAACGCGYUCAUGGGGAUGAACGUCGCGAGGCUGUUGACUGACCAGUGGAGCGAGAAGAACGAUCUACUGGCCAAGUCAAAUGAUAGGCAAGCUUCCCUGCAUCAAGACUUAUAA